CACAGGUAUACAUUGUACUGUGCUGUAGAAAUAGAUCAAUAGAGAAAGGUCUGUCACGAUGUCGGUUUCACUUCACGGGAUAGGAGAUUUCUGUGAAGUUGAAUAAAGGGGUCAUUCGUUCAACAGAAUCUGUUAAAUUUGGGAAAUACUCAUUGUGUUAGUGUGACUAUAAAGAGCCCAGUCGUACCAACCCCCCUAAUGAGGAGGGGCACUUGGGACGGGACCUGCUUGAAAUGGUACACGCCGGUUACAACACUUCUAUUUACAAUGAAUCUAAGGACGGACACAACGAGGGACGACGAGAGACGACACGACAUCACUGUGUUGAUGAGGAGGACGAAGAGGAUGAGCCAGAGGCCAGAUUGUGCUGUUUGGGAGGGUGUCUGACCGGAUGUUCUCUUUGUCUCCUCUUGGUCAUCAUCUUUCCUGCCGGUAUUUUGCUGUCGAUAUACGCUACAAGUAACAAGCAGUAUGAUGUCCUGGCGGCGGGAAUUAUUCUCGUGGUUUUCCCAUUGAUCACCAUCCCCAUAGUGAUAGCCGUGUAUCUCAACAGGCGGCGCAUCAUGCGCAUCCGGAAUCAGAAAGUCACUGACGGAGAAUGUAAAGGGAAUGCUAGUAAAUAUUAAUGACAUCAAUUUCUGGGUCUUCAUAUAGAUUCGGAAUCAAGAUAUUAAAAAUUGUGUGAAUUUUCAAUCAGAAACUGUGAUUCCGUUAGGUAGGAACAAGGAGAGAGAUGGACGACUCAUUCGAUGGCAGUUUGGCCAUGAAUGUUUCUGAGGCGAUGUACAUUACUCGUGUAUGUAGCUCCAGCAGUUUGGCCAUGAACGUUUCUGAGGCGAUGUACAUUACUCGUGUACGUUUCUGAGGCGAUGUACAUUACUCGUGUACGUUUCUGAGGCGAUGUACAUUACUCGUGUAUGUAGCUCCAGAGAUACAUACAGUACUCAUGUGUGUAAUUGUUAAACAUGUAAAUACUUGUUAUUUAUUUGACCGCUCAUAUUAUGUGCCAAAUUUUUUUUUUUUGUUAUCCGUUAAUGAUACAUACAUAGGUUGUGUCGAUGUAUGCGAUGUGAACAGUACUACAGUGACACUGAGGUUUAGGUUAGCAUGCUGUUUUUAUCUCAACCUCCCCCCAACCCAUUGUAUUUCCAUCAUGCCUACCAUUGUCAGUUAUUCUUAAUUCUUGAUGGUUGAGGUUGAUCAGGCACCUGUUUUUUAUUCCAAUUUUACUACAAAACACAGAUACUUGUUUAGUAAUGCAAUAUGGUAUCUUUAUUGCCGUGAAGCAUAAAAAUAUCACACUGGAAAAGAAGAUCGAUUGAAUUCCAUUUAAAUAUUACUCGGGUAUGAAUUUUUAAAGUUAAUACCCCACGCAGUAAAUAUAAAUGAACGAGCCGUGAAUAUAGAUGAACGUGCUUAGGGCGAUAACUAAUUGGCGGGUCGCCUUUUAUCCGAUCGAUUCGAAACUGGUAAUAAAAUAGGUUUCCCAGUAUGACAACUUCAUUGUCGUUGUUGUAUGACGGUUACAUCGACCCCGUAAAUAUGAAUUCCAGGCAGGUAAUAUGAGUCCAUAUUUCAGUUCAGUAUUUAUGUAAUAUUUCCCGAUGACAUACAUUGUAUGUGAAGGGUAAUGUCGACACAGAGAUAUGUACAGUCUCCACUAACUGGACCAGAUGUUAUAUUGACCCGGAAUCCUCCCGCCGUAUCGAUCGGAUGGCCUUACCCGUAGUCAGGCACGCUCCUACUUACGGCUUGGCAACCAGUCACGGCUAAAUGGCAAUUUCAUUAUGAGAUAUAUCCAUUGUUCUUAAAACGGCAUCUUGUGAUCGUAGUUUACGUUUUACCUCACUUUACUGAUUCCAUAAUGGCACAGACUUUUGUCAGCCCUUAGUAGCACAUCCUUCCCCUCGUUUAUCGCUAUUUGAUAUCCGUUGUUAUUAGUUUUAGAUAUACUACUGCCUACAAUGCUAACGCUGCCGCUGUAUCUAUGGAUCUGAUUGACGGGGUUUAUGUUUAGAGCUGGAUGUGUGUAGGAAAAAGCAAUGGUUAAGAAUGGACCUGUAGGGAAAUUUAUUACUAGAUAUAUUUUUACAAUCGAUCAGAGACUUUUCAUGACUUUAGACGGAAAUAACAAUUUCUUCCAAGAGAUGCUGUAAAUCUCCUCCACGAGAUGAUUAAUAUCUCUUCUACACAAUACUAUAAAUCCUUUGCACGAGAUACUGUGAUUCUCCUCCAUAAAAUACCGCGAAACUCUUCCGUAAAAUACCGUGAAACUCUUCCAUAAAAUACCGUGAAACUCUUCCAUAAGAGACAAUAACUAUCUUCCACGAAAUCCUGUAAAUCUUUCUCAUUAGAGACUCUAAAUAGUUUUAGCAGAUACUGUAAAUCUUCUCCACGAGAGACAAUACAUAUCCUCCACGAAAUGAUUAAAAUCUCUCUUAUUAGAGUCUCUAAAUGUAUUUCACAGACACUGUUAGUCUCUUCUAUUGAAGUGUUUGUAAAUCUCUUUCGCGAGAUAGUUAAUCUGCAUUUUUCUUCCGAGAGGUACUGUAAAUCUUAUUUAAAUGAUUUCGUUAAUACAUCCAGAGACAUUGAAAUAAACAGCACAGAUAUUUUGUAUUAUGAUUCAUAAGUAUUAGCAUAAAUACGAUAUCUAAUGGUGGUAUUAAUCGAUACAGUUAAUGAUCAGAUUGACAAUGGAUUAUAUUCUAGAAUUAUUGUUCUGGUAUGACAAGGUAUGAGGACACCAUCCAUAGAACGUUACGCUACUUUAUCCUAGGUCGCCCUGUUAGCAUCGUCUGGAUGAACAUUACGUAUGUAUAUGAAAGUUGACGUAUUUUUAUAAUAAUCCUGCUCCAGAUACUAACGUUUGACUAUGAUGGACAUAGAACUAGAUGUGUGAUUUUACUAUAACUUUAUUUGUAAAUUUUACGUGUGUGUUCAAUUGUGUUCAAACUUUUAAUAUGAUCUGUAAAGUAAAUAAUAAGUUGAGAGAGAGUAGAUCAACAUACCGUUAUAUAAAACCGUAUUGUUGUUGAAGACGUGAAGUGUCAUGUGACAUGUUUCAAUAUUUUUAAUGAUGCUAAAGAACAGAUUUGUUUUGUACAGUUAAAACGCCCGCAUGUCAGUAAGAUGUCAGUAAGAUAUUUGUACAAAAAUCAAUGUUUAGAUUUAUGUUCAUGAGUCAACAGAAUCAACGCACAAUUGUGUUAAAACAUAUUCUGAAAUAUUUCAAUGAUUCAAUAUUUAGAGACGUAAACAGAUAUUUCGUUAUGACUGUCGAUAUUGUUGUAUCAGAUUCAAACCAAGUAAGGGAUACACUGUUGUGAUCAACAUUAAGAAAAAAAUUAAAGCUAUUGAUUAUGUAAAUGCACACAGAAUUCAUUAUGCAAUAUUUAUGUAUAUAUUUUUCUAUGAUUACAUUGAUUUUCGUGUGUAUUUACAAAUGUAUAUAGAAAUGCUACAUAUAUAUAUUUGCACCGAAAAUAUAACAAAAUGGUCGACAUGUUAAAACACCAGUGCUGUGUUCAGAUUGCGCUGAAGGUCAAUAUAAGUUGUUUUAUGAUCCAAUACACGUUUUGUUUCACGUUCCCUUUCCUACCAUCACUAUAACUUCAAGUAAUCUAUAACAAAGGAAACUGGGCCUUUGUAAUCGAAAAACUCGCACUCUAAGCAUUUUUUUUUUUUUUAAUUUCUAUGUAUUUGUAAUAAUUAAUUAAAAUGAAGUUUCAGUCGGUAGACAGUGUUUUGCGACAAAUGUACAUUACAAUAUAAUGUGGGAUAUCGGGAGUAGGCUAUUUAGUAGGAGACCAAUUUCGCAUUAUAAUGUCCAUAGCAAAUCGGGAGUAGGCUAUUUAAUAGUUCUAAAGUUUUAAUUAUUUUUACCUGUAAAACACUCACUAGUUUUAUUUUUCUACCUUUCUGUAAUUUUUAAAUUUCAACAAUCAGAGAACGAAAAACAUGACGCGUUUUAGCCAAUAAAACCAAUCGACGUAUUUUAUUGUAUGAUACCUAUACAAGGACGCCCUCUAUUGGUUAGUUCCGACACUACGUCACACUAGUCCGUGUUCUCCCUGUCCUAGUGUGUAGUCUGGUCUAUUGAGACUCACACUCGUUAUUGUAAUGAAAACAUGUUUCCCAUUUGUUGGAAUAAAUAUUUUAACGGUU
Molecule: messenger RNA, 4167 nt
Organism: Mizuhopecten yessoensis (Yesso scallop)
Lineage: Eukaryota; Metazoa; Mollusca; Bivalvia; Pectinida; Pectinidae
Exons: 3
Coding region: 234-626 (130 amino acids)
Source: RefSeq, a predicted model, not a curated record